This is a messenger RNA of Penicillium egyptiacum, 4329 nucleotides long. The record is from the annotation of a GenBank genome assembly. Lineage: Eukaryota; Fungi; Ascomycota; Eurotiomycetes; Eurotiales; Aspergillaceae.
AUGCAACUGCCGGGUGAGCACGAGCUGGGCAUGAUCCACGAUCCAGAAAAGAGCGAGGAUGAAGACACUGUGCAGGAGGAAGAAGAAAACAGGGAGGCGCUGGUCGGACGGCUAGCACGACAACUCACCCGCCAAUCUACUCGAUUCUCUGCGAACGGUACAUUGGAUAAUCCCUUCACGAAUGGAGACUCCGAAUCGACGCUCAAUCCCAAUAGCCCCAACUUCAAGGUGCGGGACUGGAUGAAGAUGUUGCUGGCUAUCCGAUCUCGCAACCCCGACAAAUACCCAGAUCGGACCGCUGGUAUUUCGUUCAAAAAUUUGAACGUCCAUGGAUUUGGUUCUCCGACCGACUAUCAGAAAGACGUCCUGAAUUCGGUCCUGGAGCUUGGGACUAUGGUCCGCAGACUGGCCGGUCUGAAACUGCAGAAGAUCCAGAUCCUUCAUGAUUUUGAUGGUCUCGUCAAAAGUGGGGAAACAUUGGUGGUCUUGGGAAAGCCAGGUAGUGGGUGUUCGACUUUGCUCAAGACCAUUGCUGGUGAAAUGAAUGGCAUUGAGAUGUCAGAGGAUUCGGUUCUCAACUAUCAGGGUAUCUCUGCGAAGGAAAUGCAAAAUUCCUUCAAAGGCGAGGCAAUCUACGCAGCUGAGACCGAUGUCCACUUCCCCCAGCUCUCCGUCGGCGAUACCCUCAUGUUCGCCGCAUUGGCUAGGGCCCCCAGAAACCGCCUUGAGGGGGUAGGAAACAAGCAAUACGCUGAACAUAUGAGAGAUGUGGUGAUGGCAAUGCUUGGCCUUUCCCAUACCAUCAACACCCGGGUUGGGAAUGACUUUAUUCGCGGGGUAAGUGGAGGCGAGAGGAAACGCGUCAGUAUUGCAGAGGCCACUCUGAGUCAGAGCCCCUUGCAGUGCUGGGACAAUAGCACGAGAGGCCUGGAUAGUGCUAAUGCACUUGAGUUUUGCCGAAAUCUGGCUCUUAUGAGCAAAUACUCCGGAACAACAGCUUGCGUUGCCAUCUAUCAAGCGUCACAGAAUGCUUAUGAUGUCUUCGACAAGGUGACCUUGCUUUAUGAAGGAAGGCAGAUCUACUUCGGGCCGACCACGGAGGCUAGGAAGUACUUUGAGGACAUGGGCUAUGAAUGCCCGGAGCGUCAAACCACAGCAGACUUCUUGACGUCGAUCACUAGCCCUUUGGAACGCGUGGUCCGGAGUGGCUUUGAAAACCGUUAUGUCCCUCGCACUCCGGACGAAUUUGCGGCAGCCUGGAAGAGCAGCGACGCGCGUGCCAAGCUGAUCAUUGAAAUUGAGGAGUAUGAGAACAAUUACCCUAUCAAAGGUAGCUCCUACGAUGCAUUUAUCGAUGCCCGCAGGGCUAUCCAGGACAAACACCAAAGGGUUAAAUCGCCAUACACCAUCUCGAUACGGAAACAGAUUUCCCUCUGUGUGACCCGUGGCUUUCAGCGCCUUCGUGGAGACUACAGCUUAACGGCGACAGCUUUGAUUGGGAAUUUUAUAAUGGCUUUGGUCAUUGGCUCGGUAUUUGUGAACCUUCCCAAGGAUACCUCCAGCUUCUAUUCUCGCGGAGCUCUUUUAUUUUUUGCCGUCCUCCUGAAUGCAUUUUCCAGCGCACUGGAAAUCCUCACCCUAUACGCCCAACGUCCAAUUGUUGAAAAGCAAGCCCGAUACGCCUUCUACCACCCUUUCGCAGAGGCACUUGCAUCGAUGCUGUGCGAUACGCCUUACAAACUGAUCAAUUCAUUGACCUUCAAUAUACCAUUGUACUUUAUGACCGACCUACGUCGUGAGGCUGGGGCGUUCUUUACAUUUUGGCUAUUCUCGGUCAUCACCACGUUCACAAUGUCAAUGAUCUUCAGGACCAUUGCGGCAUCUUCCAGAUCCCUCUCACAGGCCUUGGUCCCAGCUGCCAUUUUGAUCUUGGGUAUGGUUAUCUAUACUGGGUUCGUUAUCCCCACCCGCAAUAUGCUCGGGUGGUCGCGCUGGAUGAACUAUAUCAACCCCGUCGCCUACGCCUUCGAAAGUUUUAUGGUCAAUGAAUUCCAUGAUCGUCAUUUCGAAUGUGCUGCUGUUGUUCCUUCUGGUGGUGGAUACGACAGUGUUUCAAUGGACCAUCGCAUCUGCUCGACUGUCGGCGCUCAGUCAGGGUCCACCAAUGUGUCUGGAUCACUAUAUCUUAGCCAGAGCUUCGGGUAUCUCAAGGGACAUUUGUGGAGGAAUCUUGGAAUUCUCUUUGGUUUCCUGAUAUUCUUCAUGCUUACAUAUCUUCUUGCCACUGAGUAUAUCUCCGAGAAAAAGUCUAAAGGCGAGGUGCUUCUAUUCCGCCGUGGCUAUCAGCCGAAACAUGCCUCCGGAGAGGGUGAUUUAGAGGCAUCUUCUCAAUCUUCUCCAGUCGCCAAGACAGACGAGUCUCCCCCCAAAGCAGCGGCCAUUCAGCGACAAACUGCGAUCUUUCACUGGCAGGAUGUCUGCUACGACAUCAAAAUCAAAGGAGAACCUAGAAGGAUUUUGGACAAUGUUGACGGCUGGGUCAAACCCGGGACUUGUACAGCACUGAUGGGAGUCUCUGGGGCUGGAAAAACGACUUUGCUUGACGUGCUGGCAACGCGAGUUACUAUGGGUGUUGUCACUGGAGAAAUGCUCGUUGACGGACACCCUACAGAUCAGUCCUUCCAGCGAAAGACUGGAUAUGUCCAACAGCAGGACUUGCAUUUGUCUACGUCGACAGUUCGGGAAGCCUUAGUGUUUAGUGCCUUGCUCCGUCAACCCGCCACUGUUAGUCGGAAGGAAAAGGUCGACUAUGCCGACGAGGUCAUCAAGCUCCUUGGUAUGGAAGCGUACGCUGACGCUGUUGUUGGUGUUCCGGGCGAGGGAUUGAAUGUUGAGCAGCGGAAGAGAUUGACGAUUGGUGUGGAGCUUGCCGCGAAGCCCCAGCUCCUACUCUUCCUCGAUGAACCUACGAGUGGCCUAGAUAGUCAGACUUCUUGGUCUAUUCUCGAUCUUAUCGACACACUCACCAAGCACGGACAAGCAAUUCUCUGCACCAUCCAUCAACCUUCAGCGAUGUUAUUCCAACGAUUCGACCGUCUUCUCUUCUUGGCGAAAGGGGGUAAAACGAUCUACUUUGGUGAGAUUGGCGAAAACUCGUCCACUUUGUCGAACUAUUUCCAACGCAACGGCGCCCACCAUCUGACCCCCGGAGAAAAUCCCGCUGAAUGGAUGUUGGACGUUAUUGGGGCAGCGCCGGGUACACACAGUGAGAUUGAGUGGCCAAAGGUAUGGCGGGCCAGUCCCGAGUAUGGGAAGGUCAAGGAGCACCUCUCCGAGCUGAAGUCCACCUUAUCUUCAAACUCUGGGCGUGAUUCUUCACCUAAUGAAUUCCGUGAAUUCGCCGCGCCCUUUUAUGUCCAACUGUGGGAGUCUGCCCUUUGCAUCCUCACGGCGCUCUAUAUUGGAUUCUCAUUUUUCCACGCCCAAAAUUCCAUCCAAGGCCUCCAGAACCAGAUGUUCAGUGUCUUUAUGUUGAUGACAAUCUUUGGGAAUCUGGUGCAGCAGAUUAUGCCAAACUUUGUUACACAACGCUCUCUUUACGAGGUGCGAGAGCGCCCAUCCAAGGCCUACAGCUGGAAGGCGUUUAUGAUCUCGAAUAUUCUAGUGGAACUGCCCUGGAAUACUUUAAUGGCUGUGUUUAUCUUUUUCUGCUGGUAUUAUCCAAUUGGUUUAUACAGAAAUGCAGAGCCCGACAACGCAGUGAGCGAACGAGGGGCCCUCAUGUUCUUGUUAAUCUGGACAUUCUUGUUAUUCACGUCAACAUUCGCACACAUGGUGAUUGCAGGAAUUGAACUGGCUGAGACUGGUGGAAAUAUCGCGACGAUGUUAUUCUCUCUCUGCUUGAUCUUCUGCGGUGUUCUCUCAACUAAGGAGGCCUUACCUGGAUUUUGGAUCUUCAUGUACCGCGUUUCGCCGUUUACCUACUUGGUUUCAGCAAUGCUUUCGACGGGUGUUUCGGGUGCCGAUGCAAUCUGCGAGCCAGUCGAGUUUCUGAAGUUUAACCCCCCAGCCAACCAAACUUGCCAGGACUAUAUGGACCCUUUCAUCAAAUUGGUCGGGACUGGGUAUCUGGAAGAUCCCCUGGCUACCACCGACUGCUUGUUCUGCACCGUCAGCAAGACGAAUGCGUACCUCUUGCAAAUCUCCAGCGAUUUCGCUGACGCUUGGCGGAACUUCGGUCUGAUGUGGGUGUACAUCGUGGCCAAUAUUUUUGGCGCGGUGUUGAUCUACUGGCUUGCCCGUGUGCCAAAGGGGAAGGAGACCAGGUAG